Messenger RNA from Lasiodiplodia theobromae, 798 nucleotides. RefSeq names its product Zinc finger protein 407. The transcript has 2 exons. Bases 1 to 798 code for a protein of 265 amino acids. The record is from RefSeq and is a predicted model, not a curated record. Lineage: Eukaryota; Fungi; Ascomycota; Dothideomycetes; Botryosphaeriales; Botryosphaeriaceae.
AUGCCUUGCGACGUCGAGGACCACGAGGGCUACCACAACUGGCCCGAGCAGGGCGAGCUGCGCAUCUGGCCGUGUGAGCGCGCCUGCGACUACUGCACCUUCCAGGCCCGCGACUCGUCUGCCCUUCGCGCCCACGUGCGUGAUGUCCACCAGCCGGGCGACUUUCCGCUCAUCAACAUCUUGCCGGGCCUGAACCGUCCGCCGGUCUUCAACCCUGCUCUCCAUGGCACCUCGCCUCGUCCGCGCCGCCAGAGCACCAUCAACGGCGCCCAAGCCGGCUAUCAGCCCAUGCUCAACGCCAACGACAUCGACGACGUCGUCCAGCAGGCCGAAGAGGACGCCGAGGAGCCCAUGGACGACCCGCCUGAGGAGCAAAAGCCCACCGACGACCCAGAUGACGACGAGUACCACGACGGUCCCAGCUCGUCGGCUGCCCGCGGCCGCAAGAUCCAGGCCACGCCCAAGGCCGUCGCCGCCGCCGAGGAGGCCAACGCCCGCAAGCGCAAGCGCGGCAACCAGCGCAUCCCCGGCGAGAUCUUCCCGGCCCGCAUGCCCAAGACCACCCAGAGGUCCCUCAUUCCCUACGGCCCGCCGCGCACCAUGCCCGGCGGCGGUCGCGGCGGCCUGCGUCCGCGCGGCGACCUGUCGCCCGACGAGGAGGACGACCUGGUCUCGUGGUUCAAGAGCAACAUCAACGGCAUGUUCCACCUCGGCCACGCUGCCGGCCUGAGCCGCCGCGACAUCGCCGUCGCCACCCAGGAGGUCGUCAAUCACUGGACCUUCAUGGAACUCGAGUAG